Messenger RNA from Salvia miltiorrhiza (redroot sage), 1140 nucleotides. Its product is annotated as protein-lysine N-methyltransferase EFM3. The record is from RefSeq and is a predicted model, not a curated record. Bases 304 to 1008 code for a protein of 234 amino acids. Gene Ontology annotation, molecular function: protein methyltransferase activity. Gene Ontology annotation, cellular component: nucleus. Gene Ontology annotation, biological process: protein methylation. The transcript has 8 exons. NCBI's taxonomy places the organism in Eukaryota, Viridiplantae, Streptophyta, Magnoliopsida, Lamiales, Lamiaceae.
GAUUAACUAUUCUUGUGCGGCCCUAAUUUCAGUUCACAUAACAAAAAUACAGAAUAGAAGAAGAACAACACUAUCUCCUAAUUUCAGUUCACAGCUGCCAAGCCACGGUAGCCCUCAUCGCGCCUCCAGUCGCUAACAGCCUUCGUUGCGCCCCCACCCGACACCAGCAGCUUCACCUCGCUGCUCCUCCUUCCCACCGCAACGCGCAUCCGGUCGUUUCGCCGCUAGUCAGCAUCCCUCCGGCCACUACGUCCGUUUGAUACUCUACAGCAGCAGAAAAUCAGCAAGUGUCGAGAAAGAGAGAUGGAAAGUGUCGAAGAGAACGAUAUCGUUUGCUUGGAUGAAUCUUUCUUCAUCAACGACAACUACCAACUCACGAGGUUUACAUUUGGGUCGCAAGUUCUUGAACUCUAUUGCCUCCAGUCCGCUUCAACUGAUUUUGAUUUGACAGGGCAGAUGGUAUGGCCGGGAGCAGAGCUCUUGAAUGAUUAUCUCUCGAAGAACUCUGACAUUCUGCAAGGGUGUUCGGUUAUUGAGCUUGGCUCUGGUGUCGGCGUUACCGGGAUACUCUGUAGCAGAUUUUGUAGGGAAGUAGUUAUGACUGACCAUAAUGAUGAGGUUCUUAAGAUCCUAACAAGGAAUAUAGUGUUAGACGACUCUUCAAAGAAUACAAUUUGUUCUGCCGAGAAGCUAGAAUGGGGAAAUUCUGAGCAACUCAACGAUAUAUUGCAGAGGCAUCCGGAUGGAUUUGAUCUUGUUCUUGGAGCUGAUAUUUGCUUUCAGCAAGCCAAUGUUCCUCUGCUCUUUCGUACUGUGAAACAGCUCCUCCAUGUCGGCCUCAAGAAGAAGUGCCGAUUCAUACUGGCCUACGUGUCCCGAGCAAAAGUAAUGGAUGAUAUGGUCGUCGGAGAAGCCUCUCGACAUGGAUUGCGUAUAACUGAAGUUGCUGGAACUCGUGCUGAGAUAAGAAAUCUUGGUGGAGUUAUAUAUGAAAUGACUUGUGCAUGAUUUCUGUUGAGCUUGAUACAGUAUAGUUAGAUAGUUUUUGCCCGUAAAAGUCAUUUUGAAAAUGCAAAUGGAACCAAACUUUAUGUUUAUCUGUAAUUUAAAUGUCCACUAUAGAAAUGUUAAUUGUGCCAA